This is a messenger RNA of Limulus polyphemus (Atlantic horseshoe crab), 5429 nucleotides long. RefSeq names its product exostosin-1-like. The coding region runs from base 108 to 2279 and encodes 723 amino acids. NCBI's taxonomy places the organism in Eukaryota, Metazoa, Arthropoda, Merostomata, Xiphosura, Limulidae. The record is from RefSeq and is a predicted model, not a curated record. Gene Ontology annotation, molecular function: glycosyltransferase activity. Gene Ontology annotation, cellular component: membrane. The transcript has 8 exons.
GUGGUGUAGUCGCAUGGUAGCGGCUACGCAGGAGGAGACAGGCCGUGAAUGUUAAUAGUUCAACUUCGGUGUUAUGUAACGCGGUCACUGGCCUGCUUGUUUCCUCCAUGAAGGCUAAAAAGCGUUACUUUCUAGUUUUAAUAAGCUGCGCGUUUCUUAUACUGUGUUAUUUCGGAAAGUACUAUUUGUGGACAAAUGGCAAGAGGGAAGCCAAGGGCUUUAGCUACACGAAACAUAAGCUUCAGAGCUAUUUGUCUACAAAGGAAGUGUACGGGGGAAAAGAUUCAACUGUUUCCCCGAGGUCCAGAAGAAAAGAAAAAGUCAAGACAACAGAUACUGUCAAAUGUAACAUGGCUAGAUGCUUUGAUUUUUCGCGUUGUAUCGAUGACUUUAAAGUGUACGUUUAUCCAGUCGAAGAUAGCAUAUCACCCGCUUACCAAAAAAUCCUAAGUAUUAUUCAAGAAUCGAGAUACUACACCGACGAUCCUAGUCAAGCUUGUUUGUUUGUGCUUUCUUUAGAUACAUUGGACAGAGACCACCUUAGCCCAGACUAUGUGAAAAACAUUCAUUUAAAACUGCAUCAACGAGCUAAGUACUGGAACAAUGGUAGAAAUCACGUGUUAUUUAACCUUUAUUCAGGUACUUGGCCUGACUACAUCGAAGAUUUGGGUUUCGAUGUCGGACAAGCCAUAUUAGCAAAGGCGAGCACAUCAGUGUCAAAAUUCAGACAAUAUUUUGACGUAUCUAUUCCAUUGUUUCCUAAACAUCACCCCAAAAAGGGUGGUGAACGUGGCACCCUGACUUCAAAUAACUUCCCCGUGAAUAAAAAAUAUACGUUAGUAUUUAAAGGCAAGAGAUACGUGCAUGGCAUCGGUUCAGAAACUAGGAAUUCUUUGCAUCAUAUACAUAAUAAUAAAGACAUAAUUCUUGUUACAACAUGUCGUCACGGAAAGUCGUGGAAACAACUGAAGGAUGAACGAUGUGAGACAGAUAACAUUGGAUUUGACAGGUCAUUGGUUUGGCCAAACUUGGUUUACUGUAUUCAGUCUUUGGCUCAGAAGAGGGGUAAUAAGAUGGUAUCUGGGAUGAAAAGUUUGUCAUAUAAGGACAGGUUAAAAUCUCUGAAUCUGUUUUCACUUGAUAAAAGGAGGGUUAGAAGGAAUCGUAUUGAGGUGUUUAAGAUUGUUAAAGUUCCUGAUAUUAUUCGUUCGAUUAACAAGACCCGUGUGCAUGCGCUUCGACAACAUACGCGAAUUAUGUGGGACAACUAUUUUUCAUCGAUAGAGAAAAUUGUGAUGACAACUUUGGAGAUUAUUAGGGAUCGAAUAAGUGCUCAAACUGCGAGAAGUUAUGUUAUUUGGAAUAGUCACCCUGGAGCACUUUUAUCACUUCCUCAGUUCUCAGACAUUUUACGAGAUUUUCCUUUUUAUUGGCGCCACCUGGCAGCAUCCAUAAGCCCUAAUUUUACAGCCAUUAUCUAUGCUACAAUGCCUAUCAUGUCUUCUUCUUCUCCGCUUGCACGGCUUAUCAAGAACGUUGCCAAAUCUUCGUUUGCUUCAAGAAUUUUGGUUUUAUGGAACGGAGAAACAGCUCCCCCUAUUGCCAAUAAAUUACCUCAAGUCUCUGUGCCGGUCAACAUUAUUCAGCCGCCCCAAAAGACAAUCAGUUCUCGCUUUCACCCACACCCUCUUGUUCAAACUGAUGCUGUACUGAAUCUGGAUGAAGACGCUGUUCUCACUACAGAAGAGGUGGACUUUGCUUUUAAAGUGUGGCAGUCAUAUCCAGAAAGGAUUGUUGGAUACCCUGCUCGAUCACAUUACUGGGAAGACAGUAAAUCCUGUUGGGGAUAUACUAGUAAGUGGACCAAUGAAUAUUCGAUGAUCCUUACAGGGGCUGCUUUCUACCACAGGUACUACAACUACUUGUACACUUUCUAUCUACACAACCUAUUGCACAAAACUGUGGACCAAUCGCAGAAUUGUGAGGAUAUUCUGAUGAACUUUCUAGUCAGUCAUGUAACCAACUUACCACCAAUCAAAGUGACCCAACGAAAGCAAUACAAGGAAACCAUAGCAACAGAUGGCAAAACGUACCCAACUCCUUGGAACGACCCUGACCAUUUUGUCCAAAGACAGAUCUGCAUGAACACCUUUGUUGACACAUUUGCAUACAUGCCUUUAGUGAGAUCAAGUCUUCGCCUCGAUCCUGUACUCUUUAAAGAUCCUGUGUCUAAUUUACGUAAGCGGUACCGGAAACUGGAGCAGGAAGGCUGGAAAUGAGAGUUAAGAACGUUUUUAAGUGCCAUUACAGUGUUUGUAAAAAAACAACAAAAACAAACAACGGCGUUGACCAAGAUCUGAUUCUGUUAAUAAAAAUAAAAGAAAGGAGCUCUUUGGUUGGUCAAUCUAAUGUUCAGAAAAACAGCAAUAAUAAAAACCUGAUUUUUAUGCUGUAUUGAUUAUAGCUCCUCAGUCUGACUAUUGAACUUGUAGACAAGGUCAGCUGUCAAUCAUGUGCCACCUAAUAGUUUGACCACACCUAUCUUGAUUCUUCAGAAUAUUCACAUGUUAAAAUGUAAAUAAACAACAAUAUACAUAUAAUACUACACCUAAGUUAGAAUAGUUCCUUCGCUCGCCGUGCUUUUUGUCUUAUCAAUAACUCAGUCGCAUGUUGACCUGUGAUCAUUCAGUACGAAAGAAAGCUAUGCUCCAUAUGAAAUAUAUUAUUCAUCAAGAAACACUACAAGAUAAAAAAGAGCACUAUUUAUACAGAAAAAAGAUAGUUAUCCGUUCUGAUAGUAAAAACAUUUGGUUUCCAUGGCAACGUGCAGAAACUUUCGUGGAAUCUCAGACUCACGAUACGCUUCUUCUUGAAGGUUAUUUUUCAGUCUUGGUGAGAGAGUCUAGUUGACAUCUGGUAUCAGCUACAGCCUCGUGAAACGGAGUGAGAACUGGUAAAAAUCCUAUAGCUUAUGGAACACAAAAUAGUACACUUUGUUAGAAAAACAAAUCAAAACGCUAGCAUUAACUUAUCACAAACUAAUUAAUAAAAGUAUUAAUGUAACUUAAUAAAAUUUUGCUUUAUUAUCAAUGUGAUAUAGGAAAUAUGAAUUUUCCAAGUGUAUUUCCGUAUGCUUAUGCAGAUAGUGAAAAUUUCUGCAUAUAAUUUAAAAUGACGAUACAUCUUAAUAAUUGGGCAUGUAAUUUCAUCUGUUUACAUAUCUCGUGAAAACAUAGCUAUUUAAUAUUUUCAAUAUAUUUAAGAAAUAUAAGUGUACUUUGCAGAUCAGUCAAACAUUUCCAUAUUUGAGACUAAUAAAAGAUUUAUUAGAACAACAACAUUUUAAUUUUUUUUAUGUGAAACGCUUUUAAAAUAAUAAUUGACUUCAGUUUUCUAGAGAUCUAAUGCAAGUUCACCACUGUGUAACACGACAAGACUGCAUAUUUUGAGAACUAGAAACCUAAAACUUUAUGUUCUGCUAUUCCAUGUUAUAAAGUUGACAUCCUCUUUUAAAGUAGAAGAUUUGUAUUUAAUGUGUUUCUUGCUCUUAAGAUAAUUUACUAAACAACAAGAAUUUAAAGGUGAAAAGCCCCCCAGUGGCUUAGCGGUAUGUCUGCGGACUUACUACGCUAGAAUCCGGGUUUCGAUACCCGUGGUGGGCAUAGCACACAUAGCCCAUUGUGUAGCUUUGUGCUUAAUUACAAACAAACAAAAACAAACAAUUUAAAGGUGAAAAAAUGUUAUCGGUUAUCUCUUCAAGUGUGGUCGAAACCAAAUAAUACAAAAUUGUAAACAGUUUAGCUUAUUUAGUAAUAAUUCUUAUAUUUUGUACUGUCAGUUUCGGUUUAUGUUUUAGUGAACGCUCCUGUAGAAGCUGUAAAGCGAAACGUUGAGUGUCUAAUUAAAUAAAAGCAACAAUUUGGUGUUAAAAGUGGCGUUUAUUUCUAUUAUUGAUAAUAAGAAAAUUGCCCCUUUUAAUUAAAGAACCAGUUAUUACAUUUAUUGUCUCGAGCUGAAACUUAUAAUAUAAUCACUUGCAAAACGACAGAGGCCUGAAAAAAAAAACAUAUUUCGUAUCGCAUACUGUCUUUUCAAAUGAUUACAUCUUAUACUGUAAAAUUAAAAUAACAACAACAACCUCGAUUAAGAAAGUGUUAAUUACUAGAAUACAACAUGCAGCUUAACAUAUAUCAACAUGGUGUAUUCUGUAAAUAUGACUAUAAGGAAUAUUUUAUUUAUUGACUUUGAACGAUGUUUUUCACGUACAUAAUUUUGAUUCUUUGUAUUCACUAGUGAAAAACAGCGCAUUUAUAAUGGGUAUGUAUAAAAAGUAGAAAGUUUAUUUAUUACGACCAAUAAUCUGAUUAAAACUGUAUGAUUAGAAAGUUGAGUACGUUAUAUUAAAACAAUUGUUGGAGCCUCAAAACGUCGUUGCAGUCCAUUUCGCCACUUUCGAUCAUGCUCUAUAUAAAAACUGCUCAUCUUGAAAACAGCCCUGCAGCGUAUUUUCCAUAGUAAAAGGCUCGGUCGUAGGGCUGUCUUUUUAGAAGUACACUCCUCUCUGCAAGCAUUCCAUAAUCCUUCUAGCGUGAGACGGUGUUUAUACAGCAACCGUUUCAAUCGAAUGGAAGAGCACAAAUGGCCGUUUCUUCUUUCUCCAACUGCUUGGUAUGUGACAGUUUAAUGGAAGGUUAUGACUAAAACAUUUAUUUUGGUGAGCCCGUAAUCUGUUGUUGUUGUUUUUUCAGACAGAGAUACUGUUGGGUACUGUUGCUUGGAGCACGUGGGUAGCUUUUGCCAUUAACUUUUCUGUUCAUGGAUUCUCACUUGUUACAAGAUAACGCAUUUUGCUUACAAUGGCUGGGAUAUGACUUGUUGCACACACUUCCCAAAAGCAUCACACUACCUUCGUAAUGCCAAGCAAUGUGAUAAUAUAGUUCUGAUUCGUUCCGUUCCACCGCGACUUUAUACCGGCUGUGAUUGUCGUGUGACUUGCUGAUUUGCAUAUUGAAAUUUGUUUUAAUACAACUUACUCAACUCUCAUUAUAAUGCUAUUUCAUAAAAUUGCAUGCAUGCGAUUAAAGAACUAAAAACUCAGCUGUCAUAUUAGUUUCAAAUUAAUGGUAUUGUAUUUGAAUUGAUAAAAUGUUUUGGAUUGGAUUAUUUUUAAAGUUCAGUUUGAACAUUCUCAGUUCCUGUUGUUUUUAAGAUUCAACCUAUGUUUAAUGCCUUUAGUCUACAGCAUUUCUAUCUGAAGACUACUAUCAUUAUUAUAAUAGCGUUGAACUGUUGGUUAAAAUUGAAAGGAGACUUAAAUUAGAAACUCUAAUUGCAAUUUCAUUUUAUGCUGUUUUCUGAAAUACAUACGUUGACACAAAUAUCUGUUGAAAAAAUACAAUUUGUUUGCAUUAAAAAUCACAAUUUGAUCA